Messenger RNA from Poecilia latipinna (sailfin molly), 4212 nucleotides. RefSeq names its product POU class 6 homeobox 1 (gene pou6f1). The coding region runs from base 372 to 2204 and encodes 610 amino acids. The record is from RefSeq and is a predicted model, not a curated record. Gene Ontology annotation, molecular function: RNA polymerase II cis-regulatory region sequence-specific DNA binding; DNA-binding transcription factor activity, RNA polymerase II-specific. Gene Ontology annotation, biological process: regulation of transcription by RNA polymerase II. The transcript is spliced from 11 exons. NCBI's taxonomy places the organism in Eukaryota, Metazoa, Chordata, Actinopteri, Cyprinodontiformes, Poeciliidae.
UUCUUGCAUAAAUUAUGUUCAUGACGUAGUGCAAAAGGACAAUUUUGGGGCAAUUUUGUCCGACUUUACAGCUCUGGGGGGAUUCCGGGAGACACCUGGAGGAUUCCUGAUGGUGUGAACUGUUGCAGAAAGGGCACCGUCAUUAAAUAUUAAGGCAGAGGAGAUCCUAACAUUGCAGCCCUCCUUAUCAAUGCAAAUACCUCUCUUUUGUGUGCAGUCACAGCGCCUGUCUGGGAGCUGAGAUGAAUUUCUAAUGAUGUGUGACUGAAACAAACUGUGACAGGGAGCAUUUUAAGAGCGGCGGAUUACGGGAAAUAAGCUGCAUUUCCGCGAAUGCCUGCAGGACAUUUUCUAAGUUGGUGCAGCAAGCCAUGAACUCCCAGGAUCUUCCUGCCCAAGAUGCCCCGCUCACUGUCAAUGAGCAGGUUAUUGUCAUGUCCGGUCAGGAGACAAUUCGUGUACUAGAAGUCGAGGUUGACGCGUCUCUGCCGUCUUCGGUACCCGAUGGGAAGAAUGAGGGCAAAACUGCUGAGGAGGAAAUGGCUCAGUGUGCAGAGAAAGUUGAAGCUGCCAGCACCCAGAACAGCCCCACAGCGCCCCACAGCACUGGGGAAGCAGCGGUCGGUGAGCAGCAGGGGGCGUCUGUUGAUGUGUCGGCUGCUGCUGUCCAAACGGUGAACUCUGCAGCUCCGCUCAGCGUUUCCAUCGCCCAACCCCAGGCCGCCAUGCCCAUCACAGUACAAAGUUGUUCACAGGUUCUGACCCAGGAAAGCCUGGCCACUUUGAUGACUGGUAUGAUGGCUCAGACGGGUUCACUGGGUCAACCUCUGCUCAUCCCCCUCAACAUGGCCGGUUCCAUCGCCGGCCAGGGCGGCUUGGCGGUUCUCACUCUGCCAACCACCAGCGUAGCCACCCUGCCUGGCCUCGCAGCCGCAAACCCCGCUGGGAACCUCCUCAAGCUGCCCUUUGCUGGCCUACAGGCUGCAACAGUUCUGAACUCAGUCCAGCCCCAGCUGCAGGCGAAUACACAGGCAAUGUUCCAGCCUCAAGCAGCACCUGUACAGCCGGUGCAAACGUCUGUGCAGCAGGUGCCUCCUCAGCAAACUCAAGUGACCAACACACAGGUCACUAACGCCCAGGCGACGGCUGCCCAGGUGACCUCUGUGGCCAACACCAUCUCCCAGCCCAGCAUUUCCGUGGCAGCACUUCAGACAGCAGGACUGUCCAUCAACCCGGCCAUUAUAAGUGCUGCUUCUUUGGGUGCACAGCCUCAGUUCCUCAGUUCUCUCACAUCAACUCCCAUCAUCAACAGCGCCAUGCCCAGUAUGGCUGGCAUCACCAGCCAGAUCAUCACAAACGCCCAGGGUCAGGUGAUAGGAACCCUCCCGCUGCUGUUGAACCCGGCGUCUCUGGCUGCAGGGGCCGCUGCUCCCUCUCUGCCCCUGCAGGGUCUGCAGGUCCAGACCAUCGCCCCACAGCUGCUCCUCAACACCCAGGGCCAAAUUAUUGCAACUGUGGGAAACGGGCCUGCUGCCGUUGCAACUUCUGCUGCAGUUCUGCCCAAAACUACAGCUCCUCCUACAGUUAGCAAACCAAACGCUCAGCCGUCUGCACUGAAGACCUCGACCGUGCUCACCUCAGCAGCUCCCAUCGCCUGUGGAGACAUGGCCAAAGUGGGGCAGCUUGUCAGCAAGCCUCAGCAGGCAGCCAGCAUCGAGGAAGGGAUUAAUUUGGAGGAAAUCCGAGAGUUUGCCAAAAACUUCAAGAUCCGUCGGCUGUCGCUGGGCCUCACGCAGACACAAGUAGGGCAGGCCCUCACUGCGACGGAGGGUCCGGCGUACAGCCAGUCUGCCAUUUGCAGGUUUGAAAAGCUCGACAUCACCCCCAAGAGCGCUCAGAAGCUGAAACCGGUUUUAGAGAAAUGGCUGGCUGAGGCCGAGCACUGGAACCAGAAAGGCCAGCAGAACCUCAUGGAGUUUGUCGGUGGCGAACCGUCCAAAAAGCGCAAACGGCGCACCAGUUUCACGCCGCAGGCGAUCGAGGUCCUUAACUCCUACUUUGAGAAGAACGCUCUGCCCACAGGCCAGGAGAUUACAGAGAUCGCAAGAGAACUGAAUUAUGACAGAGAGGUGGUCCGGGUCUGGUUCUGCAACAGACGACAGACACUGAAGAACACGAGCAAGAUCAACGUCUUCCAGGUUUAGGAACAACCUCAUUCUCAUCCUCAUUAGGGUGGGUAGAAAGUUGAGGGGUUUUUUUCUAAAUAAAAAUCAAGAAAAUUGUAAAGUUGUGUAUGAAAAAUGAGUUGGAACUGUGUUCUCAGGUUGUGUAUGUGAACACAGUUUGGUGCAUACUCAGUUACACUGCAUGGUCCGUUUGUGUUACAGUUUUACACUGCAAAAACACAAAACCUCACCAAGUAGUUUUAGUCUAGUUUCUGAUGCAAAUAUAGCAGUACACUUAAUAAGAAAAAACUAACGUACAAAUAACUUUUCAGCUAAAAAUAUGAGGUUUUAUUUGUUCCAUUGGCAGAUUAUUUUACUUAUAGCACAACAUCUAAUGGGACAAAGGAAAUGAGUUACUGACUUUAAACAAGCUCAUAUUUCUUGCAGAAGUCUUAUUUCAAGUUUACUUAGACACUCACACUUGAAACUGGACCAAAAAUACUUUUGUGUCAUGAUUUUGUGUUUUUGCAGUGUAACAUGCCAUAUUUAAGAAACUUGAUCUACCUUUUUUUAAAAAGUGGUUUUAUAAGCUAACCCUUCUCAUAUAUUUUAAGUGUUUGUACAGUAUCGGUUUUGUAUGUUAUUCUGUAACUAGCAUAUUUGAAAAAUAUGCAGAAUAAUAGGACAGUUUUAGCCGGUCGUUUACCUGGAGGUUCGUCAGACUCUGAAAAGGCAAUAACCUUAUUUUCAGUUUUAAGUGUUUACUUUAAUUCUGCCCAGCGCUUUGGGACAAUCACCUCUUUGAUGGAUAAUCAGAAACAUGAGAUCAUUCUUUCUCAUUUGGUCAAACCGCUUGAACUUAGUCACAAUCUCAGCUUUGAUUGCAUCGGGCGCUGCAGACACACCAGGUUUGUUGUAAACUAAAACUGUGGGUGUCUCUUUUCAUGUGUCAAGGCUGAAUGUGCGACUAUGAUGCAUGAAUGCACCAAUCUGUCUGUUGGACUUUAUUUUUAAGUGCUUGUUUUGUUCAAAGGGUACGUUGCCUCAUUAUCUAAUAUCUUUAAAUAAAAACUUAGAGUUAGGAAUAUAUUUAUUGGCACUUCUGGUAAAGAUGUAUUAAAAAGCCUUAAAAUAAAUUAACCUUUCAUUGCAGUAGGUUAAAUUCACACUGAAAAUGUAUUCAGUGGAGAAAAACAACCCACAAAUAUUAGUUCAUCUGAUGUAAUAACUCGGUUUAUAUGCUGAUUUCGGAUUAAAUUAAUCUUUUAUUUUAAACAGUUUCGUUUAAAGAUCUUUUAUCCAUAUUUAUUCUUUGGCUCACUUCAAGUAUUUGUGGUGAAAAGUUAAUUCUGUCUAUCUUUUAUACCAAAGCAUUUUUAUGUUUGUAAGGGUAAAUGAAGAUUUUCUCUGCUGUAUUUCUCAUACAAGUGGUUGUCAUGGAAACCUGGUGACUUGUAUUUGCAGGUCUUUAAACGUCAGAGUUUUAUUUUAGUACGGCAAAUUUUGAUUCUUAUCCAGCCUUGCAACUGAAAUUAAUUCCUCCUCGUGUUAUGCCUUAUUCAUAACAGAAAGUAGUUGAUUAACAGAUAAUAGAGAUAAUGAUGUUUAUUUGAGAAAGAAUUGUUAGUAUGGUUUUUGAAUCAAAUUAAAAGUUAUAUCUACAAUGGGUUUAUUUUAAAGCUAUUUGUUACCAGGAGUGCCAACAAAUUCAUCCUAACUGGCCUGUAUGGAGCCUCAUAUAAUUUAAUGUAGAUAUUACUGUCGAGUUUUUUGAUGUUCCUUGUAAAAUUUUAAAUCAAACUCCUUAAAUUAAUAAUGAUAAAAAACAUUAUCAGCUUAGCUGCGUGGAGAAAUGCGGAUUGUUUGGUUAGAACGUUCAGUUUGAACAAAUUUAUGGAGAUUUCACAUGGAAACAAACUGGCGUUUCUCUUUAUCCUUGCCGUUAUUUAAGGAUUUGUUUGCACUUUAGUGAAAGCAGGGGAAGUGAAUGAGCCGCUUGCAAUCACGAUUUCAGUGUAGUACCAGAUUUAUGUGUUUUGUAAAAAAA